Adineta ricciae is the source of this 1191-nucleotide messenger RNA. Lineage: Eukaryota; Metazoa; Rotifera; Eurotatoria; Adinetida; Adinetidae. The record is from the annotation of a GenBank genome assembly.
AUGUCGAUAACUGAAGAACAGAAACGAAUUGUGAAAUCAACGGCACCAAUUUUGAAAGAAAAUGGCAAAGAAAUCACAUCGAUAUUCUACAAACAACUGUUUAAAAGUCAUCCUGAAUUACUGAAUUUAUUCAAUCAAACGAACCAGAAAAUCGGAACUCAACCAUUAGCUUUAGCCAAUACGGUUUACUUUGCUGCUGAGAAUAUUGAUAAUUUAGAAGUUCUCAUGCCACAAGUGUUAACCAUUGCAAAUAAACACCGGGCAUUAACUGUUCAACCAGAACAUUAUCCAAUUGUUGGUAAACAUUUACUCGAUGCUGUUGCGGAAUUUCUUGGUGAUAAAGCAACGGAAGAGAUUUUAGAUGCGUGGACAGCUGCUUACAAUCUCAUUGCUUCGAUCUUCAUCAACAUUGAGAAAGAUUUGUAUGCAAAAUUUGAUCAAGACCAACGUGACAAAGGUUUUGUCCCGUUAACCAUCAUCAAGAAAGAACGAGUUGCUAGUGGCCCGAUCAUUGCACUUACAUUUCAACGAUCUGAUGGUGGGAAAAUGUAUAAAUUUCAUCCCGGACAAUACUUAACUCUUCGAAUAAAAAAAGGCAACUUUUAUCACAAUCGACAUUACAGUUUAACUCACCCAUUCGAUGGAAAAACUUAUCGCAUCGCCAUUAAACAAGAGCUCAAUCGUGUACCAAAAGGUGUUGUUUCAAAUGAAAUUCUCAACCAUUAUCGAAAAGGUGACAAAAUUCUGGCGAGUUUCCCCGCUGGAACAUUCGCUCUAAUCAAAACUGCGAAAGAUCAUCUAUUCAUUGCUGCUGGAAUUGGUAUCACGGUGUUUUCUUCGAUGAUUCGAGAUUUACACAGACAGUGUAAAGCAGAUCGAGCAACAUUGAUUCACUGUGUACCAACAGAUGAUUACGCUGCUUUUGCCCACGAAAUGCGUUCGAUUUUACCCAAAAAUCAAUAUCAUCUAUUAACACAAGGUCGACAUGUUUUGCAAGGUCUUAUCCGAGAUACCAUCAAGCCGAAUACACAUGUUUACGUAUGUGGUUCAAUUUCAUUUAUGAACAAAGUCGAAGAAUAUCUCUUGGAAUGCAAUCAUCCAUCAUCGCAUAUUCAUAGUGAAGCAUUUCGACCGAUACUCAGCACGAUUAAAAAUGCAGCUAAAAAUGAAUCCCAUACAAAAUCUUUAUAA